CUGUUUGGACGCACGUGCGUACAUCCUAGAUCUGCAUUCGUGAGCAGAGACAAGUUUAAACAUCGGCAAAAUAUUCGUAGACGCCUCAUAGUUGCCAAGUCCGCUUAUUAUAUGGGACUUUAAGCUUGUUUCUCUCAGAAGUCGCUUGUAAAACUCGUGAGUCGCAGGUGCGCUUUUUUUUUUGGGCUUGUUUUUAACAAGUAGUUACUUAUUUGGGCUUGCUUUUCUUUAUGUGUGAACCCCCCUGAUUUGAAGUUGAAGUUAUUGUUGGUUCAGCCCUCCAACACAGUUCAGGUUUCUCAUGUGGCCCCAUGUAAAAAAUUAAUUGCCCACCCAUGUUUUAAAGACACAUGCCAAAAACUUUACAAGAAGUGAGAAAUAUUGGCACUAUCAGCCUUCCCACAAGUGAAUAACAGAAAAGGUGCCAAUAUUUUCGGUUUCUAGAGAGACUUUACCCAAAUCUAAAAUGUUUAAGGUUGACAAAGUGGAAUUAUCCUGUUAAUUGAAACGCUGCAAAAUGUGUACGCGUUAAAACCGUGUCACACGCGAGACGAAUAAUGGCCCUCACUACCUUCCAUACACGCUCCAGUCGUCAACUCUACACACUACCUCACUGCCUAGCGUUAGCCACGAGAGCAAGGACAGCACCACGGAGUGGACAACAUUUACCACACAAACGCUCCCUCUUUUCAGACGGGUAAGUUUGCCUGCAAGCCACCUCGUUAUAAAAUAAGAGAGUGUGAGGAAGUUUUGUUCAGUGUUUAUGAAUUUCACUAGUACGUGUUGCGAUAUUAUCUGAGGCGGUAUGAUUGAAGAGCUAACGGAAGCUAAUUGGGCUAAUAGUUGUGUGGAGCCAAAAUUGCUUGCAAUGUGUCUGCUAAAAGGAGCGGAAUUUUACAUUAUUAUUGCGUAUUUGGUGUUUCCAAUUAAAGUGGUGUCGUUAGAUAAUAAAUCACUGAAUUUCUGCGUGAAGAUGAGUGAAGGGUCUGCUUUUCUGCGCCUUGGUUACGUCAAUCUUUGUCACUUUGGGAGAUGCUGCCCAAACCUUCAGCCCUGUAAACCAGUGAGCUCCGGUAACCCGUGUUCCUGGUGGAUUAUAAUUCAAUUUUCAUCUCAAUUGUUACUAUUUUAGAGAGUAGUAACAAGUCUAAAACUUGCAAAGAAGAUCGGGUCAGUCUACGUUACCUGAUGUUGACGUAAUCUCGCGAGCGGAGCGCGUUAGCUGUAACGUAACUGUAAAACAGUCACAGAAAAUUACGUUCAGUAGUGUUACCUCUGUUUAUGAAAAGAUUCAAAUCCGUUCUGAUCAUGUUACCGGUCGAUUUUAGCAGUUUUAUUUUUUUAUCCUCACGCAAAUUCAACAAGCGGAGAUACGAGUUCGCCGGGAAAUCAAGCUAGCUAACACUCAGUUGCUGCUAAGCUAGCUGCGUCGUCUGAGCAAACCUUGCAACACAACAAAUUCCUUAGAUCACAUUUCGCACUUUUAUAUCCAUCCAGUUCAUUCUAUUUGACUCAAAUGUUUUAUUUGCCGCGUAAAUUUUCUGUCUCAGUCUAGUUCCUCUCCUCUGGCAGACGUAAAGUACACGUAGCAGUCUCAGAAUGGCUGCCCUCUCCUCUCCAGGCUUCAGUCAGUUUUAUUCCUCCAAACAAGAUACAAUGAGCAAGAUCAACUCUGCUGAGACACCUAAUGCAAGUAAAUGAAGGAGCAGCUGACACGAAAAGACCCAUGUUCCUGCACAAAUGAUAAAAGUGUAGUAGUUUAAGCAGCUCUGCAGUAAUUCAAUGCGUUUAAUUCAACGGUGAUUUAUUGUUAACAGGUGCAGGUGCCAAAAUAUCCAGGAGCAAAGACGGAUCCACGAUGUUGAACCCGACCAACGGUGACCCGAGCCAUGUUGUUGUUAAUUAUGUUGAGGAGUAUCUGGACCUGGUGGAGUCACUGCCUUUUGAUUUGCAGAGAAGUGUGUCUCUUAUGAAGGAAAUCGAUGCAAAGUAUCAAGGUAAGGAAGCUGGACUGAGUGAACUGAUGUGCAAGAUCCAAAUCUUUGUUUGACCGUAAGAACUUUAAACUGAAGCACUCAAUCCUCAGUUUAAUACAGUUCAACUGUUUGCUUUGCGUUUAUCGAAACUGUGCAUGAGAAACACUUCACAGAGACAUGUAUGCAGCUUUUAUUUUAAGACUUAUCUGUUCGCAGAUCUAUUCUAUCUUCUAGUGAGAUGCAUGCAGCGCUCAGGGGGUGAGACUUGCAGAUUUUGCAAAGCUACCUCAGUGUGUGGAUGUAUGCAGUGUUUAAAAUGAUGGGUCCACAGUGUAAUGUUUGUCUUUUGUGAUGCAUUAAUAGGAUAUUCCAGAGUAAACUUAAUUUAGGUCAAAAACACUGCAACACUGAGUUUAGACACCUUCUCAAGAGAUGAAUGUUGCCGAUCACAGCGGUCUGAGGAGCCAUAAACAAACCUCAACCGAAACGCCUCUCUAAAAUCACAAAUAAUGCUCAGAACAGCACCUAACUUCAUCAACAGUACAUAUAGGGUCCCAGCCAUAGUACUAGCCACCAAACACCUUUUUAGCUUUGCCUGAUUUCUUUAGCAAAGAGACUAAACACAACUCACCUACUCUCUUCCAGCAGCCGCUUGUUUGUAGCGAGACCUCAGAUGAGUCCAUUACAGACUGCAGCGGGGUGAUGCAACUCAAGAAAGAACAUUUAUGAUGAUUUCUUUAUCAUUUCCUUGAAGUAAUAAUCAUCAUAUUGAUCCCUGCACUGCAUUUGCACUUCAGACGCGGUAGUUCUUCUGCCUUAGCGUCUCGGUCUGAUGGCAUUUCCAUGAAGAAAUGAUCAUAAAUGUUCUUCCUUGAGCUGUGAAACUCCCCUGUAGUCUGUAAUGGACUGGCCUGAGGUCUCGCAACAAACAAGCAGCUGCUGGAAGAGAGUAGGUGAGUUGUGUUUUGUCUCUUUGCAAAAGAAAUUAGACAAAGCUAAAAAGAUGUUUGGUGGCUAGCACUAUGGCUAGGACCCUAUAUGUACUGUUGAUGAAGUUAGGUGCUGUUCUGAGCAUUAUUUGUGGUUUUAGAGAGGCGUUUCAGUUGAGGUUUGUUUAUGACUCCUCAGACCGCUGUGUAUUGCUAUCCUGCGGUCGUUACUAAAGUUGGUAUAACUAGAAAAGCAAGCGGUCGGCAACAUUCAUCUCUCGAGGGGGUGUCUAACUCAGUGUUACGGUGUGUUGUACCCUAAAUUAAUUUUUCACCAGAAUGUCCCUUCAAUUUAUAUGAAGAUGUGUUUGAUAUAGUCAGUCUGUCUUUAUUGACUUUCACUAAACUUAUUGUUCCUCCUAAACUGCAUUAUACAACUGAAGAGAGCAUAAUAGCCAUUGUCUUUUAUCUAAAAAAAGUAUUGGUCCAGUAUGCCAAAUGAACUUGCUAUUAAAGGUGAUAACUUUUCCUGUUAUAGUUUUUAGAUUGAAAAUUCACUGUUCCUGCCUCUUCUUUGUUUUUUAUUCAUACAACAUAUGUCUUUUGUAGAUGUUCUCAAGGAGCUUGAUGAUUGUUACGAACGUUAUCGUCGAGAAUCUGACGUACUUCAGAGGCGAAAGCUUCAGGGAUCCAUUCAGAGGGCGCUGAUCCGCAGUCAAGAGCUCGGGGAUGAGAAGAUCCAGAUCGCUGGUCAAAUGGUACGAAAUGAACCCUGAGUCUUUACCCUGUAGGAGCUGCUCACUGCCAGACCUUGUGGUUUCAGUGUGCUUUUACUGUAGAGGAAUGCUAAUCUACAGUAUUUGUAUGCAGAAAUGUAAACUGAAUGGAUAAAAAGGGAAAAAGAGAGGUUUAUAGCUUCACUUAAUGACAUUUAAAAGCCCUGUGUGUGGGUGUAAUAGGUUUUCCAUUUUACAGGCAUUUUAAUUGAACUGGAAACAGUCCCAGGAAAGUCCUCGUGGAACAUUUAGAGGACGCCAGCUUUAAACACUGGAUCCUCUUACAAUAGUUUCACACUGAAGGGUUACCAGACACAUAACACCAUAUUUAACCUUACUGUUUUAACAUGUAUGUGGAUUGACUGAAAGAUGAUGCAGCUCUUGUAUAACUGCGGUGUGCAAUAAACUUUGCACGUAUUAUUUUUAAACACUCCUCUACUUUUUUUAUUUUCCAAGGCGCAGAUAAACCACAUUAAAGUGGCAUUGCAUGAUAUAAUGGGAUUGAAAAUAUUACAGUACAACUUGAGGGUUUACUCUGCAAGCUUUUGGUCGUUUUCCAGCAAGUGAAGCUUUUCAGUAAAUAUGAUUGUUUUGGUUUUUUUUCUCUCAGGUGGAGCUGGUGGAGAACCGGACACGACAAAUCGACUGGCAUUCUGAACUUCUCCUCUCCUCUCAUGAAGUCCCAGAGAGCCACGUCCCCACCGCAACAUCGAUGACAACCACUGCAGCGUCCAUGAUGUCAUCAGUAGCAGCAGCCACCAUCACUCCGGGAAAAACCAGCCACCAUGACAAGAAGCGGGAUGAGGUCACCCCAGGCUCGGGUGGUGGAGACAAGACGGGAGGGAAACGCUCAAGGCGCCAGAAAAACGGGGAAAAUCGGGAAAGUUACGGGGGACUGGAGCACGUCGAGGAUGUGGGAGUGGGAGCGUCUCGAGAAAAGAGAGCCAAAACAUCUUCAAAGAAGAAGAAAAGGUCAAAGGGGAAGUCUGAGAGAGAAGUGUCCCCUCCAGAUCUGCCCAUUGAUCCAGACGAGCCGACAUACUGCCUGUGUGAGCAGGUGUCAUACGGAGAGAUGAUCGGCUGCGAUAACGACGAAUGUCCCAUAGAGUGGUUUCAUUUCUCCUGCGUCGGGCUCCAUCACAAGCCAAAGGGAAAGUGGUACUGCCCCAAGUGUAGGGGGGAGAAUGAGAAAACUAUGGACAAGGCCUUGGAGAGGGCCAAGAAGGAGCGAGCUUACAACAGGUAGCUCCGUCCACCUGUUCUGAUGAACACUAUUGCCUACAACGUCUUUUUGUCUCGUCUUUGUUCCAUUUACCGUCAGUGCUGUUCAAAUGAAAAUGCUGAGAAGGAUGUUGUAAAUAGUUAUUUUUGUAACUGCUGUAUAGCUCAGAACAAGAGUAUACCUCCCCUGGUGUGGAUUAUUUGUAACCAAUGGACACAGUCCAACACAAACCUGCAUGUAACCAGCUGUCCUGCACUUAACAUCCCCUUUCUUUUCAACAUGCAUGCAACAUCAACCCAUUUCAGUAUUUGUGCUCAGUUAACAAAUAAAACAUUUGAUGAAAAAGUAUCAUUAUUGAAAUUUAAAGUGUAGAGUUUGAGAGGUUGUUGAAGGUGAAGGCACAGAGCGAAUAAUGGCUUCAAUAGUUUAUCAGCGUUCACUGACUGUUCCCUCUGUGCCCCAGUGUUACAAAAACAGGGGAUGUAGGUUUUAAGAACAAGUUUACACUCAUUGCCCAAGUGACCAGUAGUACAUUGAUCUCUUGGCCAAUACUGGUCAUGAUGAGCUCACCUCCUACAGUGAUAUGUAAUGGGGCCCAAAAUCCAAAGUCCUUGUUUUGUGCUCGAACUGCUCAAAUUCAGCAAAAGCCGAUUCAAGACCCAACUGAUUACCUCUCAAAUUAAGUCUUUGGAGGGAAAAAAAAUCAUGAAAGUGGACAGCAUCGCUGAUGAGCCUUUAUAGAGUUGAAAUAAAGUUACAAACUCUGGAAAAGUGCUGGGAAAACCGCAUAAAUCCGACGAGGGCUGUCCCUCAGUGUUCUGCUGUGUUACAUAAGAAAAAGCUGUCAAUCACAGACAGCAAGAACAAUUACACAGAAACAAUACAUCUUUAUAUAAAAUGGGCCUGCAGGCAGCUGAAAGCAAUAACAUUCAUACCUACACAGGCUGAAUAAAUAUGAGUGUUUCGUAACACUUCACACUUUAAAUCUGCAUAAAAUGAACUGAUCGACUGCUCAUCAUGUCAACCGAAAGUUAUUUUAAACAGAAGUUAGGCCUAAGUGAAUUAAAUUAUGAUUGAAUUUGAUGGAUGUCAAAAGAUUUUCGGCUUUGAAUCUUUUAAUAGUUUCCUCAGAGGCUCUUCUAGUCUGUCAGGUUUCAGAAUCAAUAAUUAGGCAACAAGAUGGUAAUGCUGCUCUUGCCAAGAUGAAGCAGUGUUACAUGAUACUAUUACAUAGAGGGAGAAGAAUAUAUUUGGAUAUAAGACCAGUCUAGCUAGUAGGCCUUCUUCCUUAAUCUCCAAAAAUAACCAAGAUGUAGAACUGGUGUUAACUCUUUCCAGGUAAAGUGGUUAAAAAAACAGUCAAAGUAAGAAACUAAAGGAUGAAUUUGCCUUUUUUGUUUUAUUUACAAGUGCUGAAAAAAAUGACAUGGGAGACAACCAGUGCAAAAUCUGUACAUAAAUUCAGUUGCAGGUUUUCUUAUAUACAUGAGUACUGAACAGGAACGUGAAUACACUCUUUCUGUCAUGCAUGUAACAGAGUUCACAACACAGCAAGACACACAGUGUAAAGAUGUCAGAUUUAGUACAAGUCUGUGGUGCUUUGGGCUGCUCGUUCUCCACAGAAAAGGUGGGGUGAUGGAGAGCCCAGAAAAAACUGCCUGAUGGGAACAAACUGACAGAGAGGGACCGGAGCACAACAGAAAAAGGAGCCAUGACGAUACAUCCUCCAAGACAUUUCACAUGAUUAGUCAUGGGGAGUUACUACAGCAAGUUAGAACACACCAGAAUUUUCGGGUAACGGCCCACAAGUCCAUACUGACAAAACAACAAGGCAAGAUUCAGCACAUUUCCCCUGAAAUGGAAAAAAAAAAAAGUGGAUGAUAGAAAAAAUAAAUCCCUCUUGGCGGGCAAAAAGAAAACAUUCUAUGAAGGGAAGUUGGGGGUAAAGUGCAUAAAAGCUUAAAAUCAAAAAAGGUGGGAGGGGGCCCAAAAAUUAAGAGGUACUCCACUAAAACUUGCAGCACACACAGUUUGACAAUGAAGAGCGAGGCUACCAGGAUUGUCAGGUCAACUGUCUCUCCAGCUUUGUUCUACAAUGGCGGACACACGUUUCUCAUACUCCCGCUUGUUCUCCUGGUACAGCUGAGCUGCCUGACUGUUGGCUGGACUGUUGGGGUUUGGCUCAUCAAGCAGAGACUGAGAAAAAGAAGAACAACACUUAAGGUGAGAAUGCAUAAACCAAUUCUUCUUUGUCCACCAAUUCAUAGCUACUAUGCAACAUUGUUUAAUUUGAUUCAAAGAAAAUAUAUGUCGUAGCUUGUCGUUUGGCAGUAUAGUCACUUAUUUUAGUCUUUAUCACCUCAAAGUCAGCAACUAUGUGGUAGUCAAAGCUCUCCAGUGUCUUUGGUUCACUCCUAUUGUUUUUACCACUGUAAACUUCAAAUUUUAAUGCAUUUCUCACACGUCGUUUCUAACUGUUCAUUGACAAGUCUUACCUGGAUAGAUGUGAGAAUUGAAGAGACAUCGUAGGUGGGACUCCAACGGUUUUGUAGGAUAUCCAAACAUAUACUGCCAUCUGCAUAGACUGUGGAUGAAAAAACAAUGAGACACUGCCCACAGCUUUAAUAUUAUAAAAGGGUCAUAAAGAUACUGAAAACUCUUACCAUUCGGAUGAAACAUUUUGGACACAAAUCGGACUGUGGGGGGUUUGUUGGGGUAUUCUUCUGUGAACUCUACAAUGAGUUUAAAUGUACCUUGAGAAAAAGACACACAAAAAAUAAGCUGCUGAAUCUGGAUGUGUUUAUGGUAUGGUGUGGCUCUUUUUUCUACCAAUUUAAAAUACUGAUGUACUGAAGUUAUGUCCAUUGAUACACAAAUUCAACACAAAAUUAAAUCAAGUGAGAAUACCUUUCUACAUAAAAAUGAACCUGAAAACACAGUCAAUUCUUACCAUCUUCAAAAGGAGUUCCUUCAGGGCUGUGAUGUUAGAGGAAAAAAAGAAUCAGUGGUCAUUAAUCUUGUACCUAAUGUUUACAAUUGUAUUUGCCGUCAUUAAGAUGAUGUCUUAAGCACCUUACCCAAAUAUGACAGCGUUCCACACCAUGAUGUUAUUCUCAGAUGGGGCACCACUGACACCGGCUGGAGGGUCUUCUUGUAGCCUAAAACACAACAAAAACAACACAUCUUUAGAAGAAUGUUGUCAAUGAACGGCUUCUCUAACCUUAACCCACAGUCAAAAAAACAGGAAGUGGCUUAUCGGUGGCAAAAUCUCUGAAGAGGCUCAGCUACCAGUCUUAUGUCCAAAGACAUGAUGCAGAACCACCAGCUAACGCCUUUGAACUGCUGGUGCUGCCCCUUUGUGUCAGACAGAGGACUGCUGGCAGGUACCUGUUUUCAAAUACCAGCCUAAUACCAGCUACUUUGUGGUAUGCCGCAGGCUACUCUUUGAUCUUACUGUCACUUCAUUACAUUACAUUUUAAUCAUCAUUAUGAUUCGUUUGUCACUUUUGGUUGUACCACUUGCACAUGCAACUCUUGUGAAGUGAAACGUUUUCUAAAAACCCCUUUAAAUGUUAAGUAUUAGAGGCCAAGAAUGACUUUUGUAAUGUUACUCGUAACCCUACAUAGUAUGAAUACAUAGACCCAAACAUUGUGACCAUGUAAAAGCCUUGUUUCCUUAAAUUCUGGGAAACUAAUGAAGAAUCAGAGUUUAAAGAAUUUAGGAGCAGCUUUGUCAUUUUAGGUGUUCAAUUGAAAAUUUCUUACUCUUUUCUUACCGGUUUUCAUUUAGUACAGUACAUGACAAUCUACAGGAAGUAGCAUGUGAUUCAUUUCAAAAUUCAAGCAUGCUUAAAAGGUCCUUUCACACCAGGACCGUUUUUUUUCGUGCGAUUAUUUCGGACGUCAACAUUUUUUUCGAGCCCGUAUCCUGUCAACACAAGCGUUCACAUCAGCGACGUUUUCCCAUCCUGCGAUAUUGCGGCACUUAUUUUUUCGGAUCACGGUUGAUUUUUCUUAAGUUUCGCAUACUGUGUAUCCAUUUCUGACCAAUCAGAUUGCGUGUUGUUGCGAUGUCUGAUUCGGUAUAUCCAACAUGGCCGACCGGCUGAUUGUUUACGUGUCGGAGAACAGGGUGCUUUUUGAAAAAAGACACAAACAUUACAAAGAUAACGACCUGAAGGACAACAUAGCGUCGGAUCUCUCAUAUGACGAUGGUUUGUGUGCUUUAACAGUUUGCUAAACGUCUUUGUUUUAACUUUCAUCUGUGCUAACGGUUGUUACCAUAGUUUUAUGUGCUUAUCUCAUCGCCUCUGAUUGGCUAUAAGUGCUGACUGUUUGGUCAAUCAGAGGCUGAAGAGGCGGGACUUUCCCCGGGAAGCGUCUGUUCCCCCCCAGGAAGUCGCAAAAUUGCAUCGGGCUUGAUGUGUAUAGUCAGGAGCGUCAAAAUUCGCCUCAUGGUAUUUUAGUAAUUUUUGCGUUCUAUAUUUGCGUGGGCCCCAGUGUGUAAGGACCUUAAGGUUUUGUUAGUGAAGUUUACAUAGUUAGGUGUUGCUCUACCUUUGUCCUGUCUUUCCUUCAUUUGACUGGUUUUCUAUUCCCUAGAUUUCCUGCACAAUAUCAUAAUCCCAAAUUUUUUGGGGCCAGGAUAUACCUGAGGUGAAAAUGUGACAGCCCAUAUUAAUAACACUUGAGUAAAUUAAGAUUCAGAGAACUAAAAAAGUAGUAAAUACAACUUAAAUCAGUCACCUUGUUGAAAAGCAACCUAAGAACAGAUGUGAUAACCCUGUUGUUUUAAUACACAGUUUCAUAAUCAUAAGUCUACCACUAAAAUGUAAGGUUUUGACUAAGAAACACCAAUCACAAACUCAUCACUUCAAAUCUGAAUAUUUGUUCACAUUCCCAGACAGCUCAUUAAGUCCAGCUCGUGUCUGUUUCUGCGCUAACUUAACCACUCCCAAUACCUGGCUACCACCCAAACCCUGCGCCGUUCACGUCACAAAAGGUGUCUCAUGGUAUCAUCAGAGACCUGGAGGUUAUGAAACACAAUCUGAGAUGAAAACUUGUUUAAGAAACCUGAAGUAUACCGGCUCACUCAGAGUAAGGUAAAAACAGAAUGUGUUUAAGACUGAAUAAAGGACUAUUCCACCAUAUAAUUAGGCUGUAACAUGAGGACUUAAGUCGUUUGACUUCAGGAAAUAAAGACUUAUCAUUGUAGCUGCCUCUCGGGCUCUAAGUUAUGACUUUAAACACUGUGUACUGGUCUGAAAUUUUAAGAUAACACUCUUAGAAGUUGAAUUUCUUUGUGUAGCAUUCCUACCAAGCUGUAAAAGCAUCAAAGUUUAGUGAUCUUAGGUGGCAUAGUAGCAUAGCUAACGAAAGCUGUUGUUGGCCAGCAACGUAGAGUGAUGACACGUUAUUUUUUAACACAGACUUAAAUCCACAAAUUGUACAUGUAAGCUACGAUGAAUAACAUAUGUUUCAGCUCCAAGUCAUAAACACAGGCAAGUUAAAA
Molecule: messenger RNA, 10415 nt
Organism: Xyrichtys novacula (pearly razorfish)
Lineage: Eukaryota; Metazoa; Chordata; Actinopteri; Labriformes; Labridae
Source: the annotation of a GenBank genome assembly